UACAAGAUAGAUAUACAGACUAAGGGAACAUGAAGGCAGUCGUUUCUACUGGUAAGGCAUACUUCUGCACCAUUUUAUCAGCAUUUGCUGUUGUGAUAUUGUCAUUUCUUGGAUACUUAUUUCAAACUGGACAUGAAUCGAUGAUGGGAUCUAUCAAUGAUCCAAAAGACGGGGCAGCGGUGGCACAUACUAUCUUUAACGCAGUUUUCGUUUAUUUGGCAUUUUUGGUUUUCUGUGGGAUCCAAGUCUUGUUAAUUAGAAGACAAAACAGAAUUCAACUAUAGUUUUCACUUCAUUUAUUGUAUAAUAUAAGUAUAUUAUAGAAUCAUACUCUUAAAAGGAAUAAAUCACCCGC
Hyphopichia burtonii NRRL Y-1933 is the source of this 355-nucleotide messenger RNA. RefSeq lists its product as uncharacterized. The record is from RefSeq and is a predicted model, not a curated record. The coding region runs from base 30 to 284 and encodes 84 amino acids. The transcript has a single exon. NCBI's taxonomy places the organism in Eukaryota, Fungi, Ascomycota, Pichiomycetes, Serinales, Debaryomycetaceae.